AUGACGGUCGUCCGAAGGGCAGGGCUUAGUGUUAACCAGUGUGUAGGGCAGGGUGUCAGUAGUAGUUCGUGGGGCACCUCGUGGAAGGCCUGCAACUCGCUCGCGUGCGCACCGACGGGGGUGGGGCGCGGAUGGGCGAGACAGAUCGCCGGACUUUUAUGGAUACACUCAGGGAAACCCAAGCCUCAGUCCAGAUGUGACUCUGCACCGCUGUCUAUUAGUCGCUACUGGAAACCGAAGCAAGCUGGAUCGGCUAAGAGAUUAGGUAACGGGAGGAGGUUCAGUCGCCUCAGACCUGCCCAAGAACUGCCAGCUUCCAUGGAUGUCCGUCGCGACUUCCGUCAGUUCGGCUUUCUUGCUAUGGAGACAUACAGUCAUAUCUUUUUCAUGUUCAAAUGUCAAAGGUACCCCUGCUGGCAAGGAAUAAGGUUCCAGGUUGUAGGGAACGUCGAUGCCCUCUUUAGCAACAAGAAGCGCCCCAAUGGUGGGGUUCGGGUGGAGACAAGAGAGCCCGGCUGGUAG
Messenger RNA from Lasiosphaeria miniovina, 522 nucleotides. RefSeq lists its product as uncharacterized. The transcript is spliced from 9 exons. NCBI's taxonomy places the organism in Eukaryota, Fungi, Ascomycota, Sordariomycetes, Sordariales, Lasiosphaeriaceae. Bases 1 to 522 code for a protein of 173 amino acids. The record is from RefSeq and is a predicted model, not a curated record.